AUGGUCCCCUCUCAAGCCAAAGAAACUAAAAACAUUGUAUUUAUUGGUGCUUCAUGUGCAGCUAUGGGUUGUGCACUUCAUUGGCGUCAAGAGCCUAUUGAAGGUUAUAAAAUGAUUCUGAUUGAUGAAAAGACUCACUUCAAUCAUGUCUUUGCUUUCCCCCGUGCCUCUGUCAUUCCCGGGUUUGAAGAAGAACUGUUUGUCCCUUACAAUAAUACUUUUGAAGGUGAUGAUACCAAGGGCCAAGUGAUUCAUGCUCGUGCUACCUCAAUUCAUAAAGACUAUGUGGAAAUUGAUAGAGAAGUGCCUGGAUUUGGACAAAAGAUUGAGUAUGCCUAUCUUGUAUAUGCUGCAGGUACAAAGAUUCCUGAACCUGGUCGCUUCACUGUCAAUACAAAAGAAGAAGGGAUUGAAAAACUCAAGCAAUAUCAAGAAUUGAUUAAAGAAGCCGAAAAGCCUAUCAUUAUUGGUGCUGGUGCUGUUGGUUUAGAACUUGCUUCUGAAAUUAAGGAACACUAUCCUGAAAAAACGGUCACUCUUUUACAUUCUCGCAACAGAUACUUGCCUAGAUAUAAAGUUAGUAUGGAUGUCAUGAUCUAUAAUAUUCUCAAGAAGCAUGGCGUAAAACAAGUCUUGGGUGAUCGUGUUAUUCUGCCUCCGAAUGGGUUCCCUUUAGAGGUUAAACCUAUUGAAGUGCAUACAAAAGGUGGUAAUAUUAUUCAUGGUGAUUUUGCAAUCAUGUGUAUAGGCAUGACACCCAAUAACGGUCUACUCGAAACUCUUUCACCAAAAUCGAUUGAUCAAGAUACUGGAUUUGUCAAAAUUAAGCCUACAAUGCAAAUUGCUGAUGAUCGAUUUCCUCAUAUCUUUGCAGCUGGCGAUGUGACAAAUCACACAGAUGUCAAAACUGGUCAUUAUGCUUGGAUGCAAGGUUUAGCUGCCUUGACGAAUAUCAAGAAAAUGAUUCAAGGUGCUACUCAAGAAGAAUUAGAGCCUUACAAGAGUAAGGAUCUUGCAUUGAUCAAGCUUAUUUUAGGAAAGAAAGAAGCAGUGAUGCAAACGCAUGUGCUUGGCCCUUUGGUAGCUGUGGGCUCUUGGAUCGCUGGUCGUUCUAUUCCUGAAAAUGUCUAUGCAUCUGCUACUUGGGGUUGGCUAAAUGCCCCAUUAGAAGAAUUAUUGGCCAAGAAAAAGAAGUUGUCAACAAUAAGCUGUUAA
This is a messenger RNA of Gilbertella persicaria, 1215 nucleotides long. RefSeq lists its product as uncharacterized. The transcript is spliced from 5 exons. The record is from RefSeq and is a predicted model, not a curated record. Gene Ontology annotation, cellular component: cytoplasm. Lineage: Eukaryota; Fungi; Mucoromycota; Mucoromycetes; Mucorales; Choanephoraceae. Gene Ontology annotation, molecular function: electron-transferring-flavoprotein dehydrogenase activity; flavin adenine dinucleotide binding. Bases 1 to 1215 code for a protein of 404 amino acids.